GACAGAUGAAGAUCUGGAGAGAGAAAGGCAUUGAGUUCCGAGAGAGCGAGAGAGAGAUUUGGGGUUCUCAGAGAGAGAGAGAGAGAAGGGUUCCCUUGAGAGACGGAGUUUAGUCUUCGCUGCCGUACCAAAGUUCGGCCCAUAACCAUACUUUCUAGUGGAAGAGAAGGACGAAGAGAGAGAGAGAUUGGGGGUUUUCUCACGCAUGUAUUUCCUCUGCCAUUUCGCAUCUAUGACACAUGCUUUCUCUCUCUAAAACCCUUCACACGCUAUUGAGCCUGUGAACCUCGGCGAAGAUUAUACAGUCUCUCUCUCUAGCCUCCAGCUUCAUCCCAUACUCUCUCUCUAACCAUCUGUAUUCUUCUGAGGAGAGGCUUCUGAUGCCCUUGUUUCUCUCUCCUCUUCUCCAUGGAAGAAGAAGAUGAGUUCGGCGACCUCUACACCGACGUCCUCACCUCUUCUUCUUCAAACCCUCCUCUUUUAUCUUCCUCUCUAAACCCUAUUUCUCUCUCUUUGCUUCCUCAUCAAAAUGAUGAAGAAAUCCUCUAUGAAACCCUAAUCAGUCCCAAAAUCCGAGGAAGUGGCACCAAAAAUGAAGCCACAGAUGAGAGAGAACCGGAAACCCUAGAGAAACCAGCACCCCAGGUUGGGCCUGAAACUGAUGGAUGGCAUGAUGAUCGUGGUGGUGACGCAGGCUGUGACACCAAGGGCUCGAGUGAUGGGAUCGAUCUUAUGGGCUCUGAGCAGAUUCCUGGUUUGAUUCCUGGGUUAUCAGCUGGACCCUUUAAGGCAGAAUUGUUCCCAAGCUCUGAAACGAGGGUACAACAGGAGAAGGGGGAGGAAGAGUGGGAUAGCGAUAGCGAGGAUGAUCUGAAAAUUGUUCUUAAUGAAGGGCACGAUAUCCUUGGACCAGGCCCUUCAGCUCUUGAGAGGAGAGAUGAUGAUGGUCAUGGUGAUAAUGUUGAUGAUGAUGAUGAGGAUGAUGAUGAUGAUGGGGAUGACUUUGUCAUUGUCGCAGGUGGAGAUCCCCAUGCUCAGGUGGUUGAAGAUCAAGAUUGGGUUGAGGAUCCAUCUCAGAUUGCAACUGAUGGAGACAAACCAGGUGCGGUUGAUGAUAGAGGCCAAGUUGCAAAGGUUAAUGCAGGAGUUGUGGCAAGGGUUGGAUUUGGAGGCCAUGGGUAUCACAUGCAUCAUUCACAGUUCAAGUAUGUGAGGCCUGGUGCUGCAACUGCAACUGGAGGUGUUGUUAAUAAUGUUCCUAGUGUCCCUGGUCAAGUCCGCUCUCUUGCUCCCAUGGGCCCCAUGUCUGGUCGUGGGAGAGGUGAUUGGAGGCCAAUGGGUGGCAAGAUUGUCCCUAAUAUGCAGAAAGGCUUUCAUGCAGGAUAUGGCUUGCAAACUUGGGCCAAUAAUUCAGCAAUGCGUGGUUUCAAUGGCAUGGAGUUCACUCUUCCAUCUCACAAGACAGUAUUUGAUAUUGACAUUGAUGCCUUUGAGGAGAAACCGUGGAGGCAACCUGGUGUGGAUACGUCUGACUUUUUCAACUUUGGUCUGGACGAGGACACUUGGAAGGAGUACUGCAAACAAUUGGAACAAUUACGUUUGGAAGCCACCAUGCAGAGCAAGAUUCGUGUUUAUGAAAGUGGACGGUCUGAGCAGGAUUAUGAUCCAGAUCUACCUCCAGAACUAGCAGCAGCGGCGGGUCUCCAUGAUCCUUCCAUGGAUAAUCAGCAUAUUAAUAAGACUGAUAUUGGAUCAUCCGAUGCAGCUGGUCUUGUUAGGGGAUCUACACGGGUUCGUCCUCAGAUACCUACAGGGAGAGCGAUACAGGUUGAAGGUGGCUAUGGUGAACGCCUUCCGUCUAUUGAUACCAGACCGCCAAGAUUUCGUGAACCUGAUUCCAUCAUCGAGAUUAUCCCUCAAGGUACUCCUGAAGAUGAUUCUGUUCCCUCUAAUGAUGCUGCCGAGCAAGCAGAUAAUGGCCAUGAAUCAGAGGGUCUCAGAAAUGAAGGCCAGGAAGUUGAAGAAGAUAGUAAACAAGUUGAUGCCGACAGCAUAGAGCAGUUUCCUCAAUCGUAUGAUGGCAGGAAGCGGGAAAUGGUUCCCAAUAGAAGAGGUCCCAUUCUGGGACCUGUUCACAAUACCGUGCGUGAAGGAGAUGGGAUUUUACCUUUUCCUCCUGAGGCACCUCUCCAGUAUCAUCCUGGUUCUAAAGUUAGGGCACCCAUAUAUCCAAUGGGUCUUCUUGGGGCACCUCAUGGAGGCAGGGGUUGGUCGCAGGGACCAACAGUACACGAGAGGUACCUUCCAAUAAAUAAUGAGCCUCCAAAUGUUCCCAUCCUCGAUGAAUCCAUUCGAGAUCACAGGAAGAAAGAGAAAUCAUUUGAUAGCAUGGAAUAUAAAAGGAGUUCGGAAGUGCCAAGGCCUGCCUUAGAUGAAGUGGCAAGGGAACAGAGUGUCGACCAGAGAGGUGAUGCUAUGGAUAGUGAGCAUAUGCUCCCUGAACAGGUAGCCGAUGAAGGUGAAGAAGUCAUUUCAGACAUGAAAAUGCCGAAUGAGGCCAAUGAGGAUAUUGGUUCUUCUGUCCAUCCUGGUAAGAGACAGAAAUUGAGUUCCCUGAUUGAGCCACUACCGUCUCUUCGAGAACCCGUUGAUGAUUUGAAGGCUUCAAGAAGUGAUAAUAGCAGGGGAAGGUCGGGAAGCAGCAAGGACUACCCAAAAAGGCAUGAGGUGGGGGAGGAAGAGGAGGUCGAAGAUGGAAGAGUAAGGCAGUUAGGCGAAGGGAAAAGGCGACAUGGUGAGGAAGAGUCUAGUUUUCGUAGGAAAGAUGAUUAUGUUCGAGAUGGCCGGCAUGAGGCUGAUAGAAAACGUGUCGCUAUGAAAGGAAGAGAGGACGUGUAUCGCCGGGCUGGUAAUGGUGCUUACCCCCUUCGUGAAUGGGCUCUUGAUGUUCCUCACUUCAUUCGCAAGAAUGAGGGGUUCGAUAGACUGAAGGAGAGAGAAAAUGGAAUGGGGUCUUGGCCAUGGAGAGAGGAAGAUACACGUGGGAGGAGAGAGAAAGAUGAGGAUUUGAGGAGACGGGAUCGGGUUGAGGAGAUGGGUUCUAAGCACAGAGGUAAGGGGCAUGAGGCAAGUAGGAGUGAGAAAGAUGAGCUGAACCAUCUUCGAAAAAGGGCAGAUGAUUUUGAUUGGAGGGCUCACCAUGAUAAAGAAGUUUCAAGACAGAGGGAAGGUGACGAUUUCUCAUUGGUGAGGCAUGAUGCCUUGGAUGACCCACGUGUAAAGAGGAGGAAGGAUGAAGAGGUUCAGAGGAGAGAGAGAGAUGACAAGGAAGAUAACAUAUAUAGGGUUCGGGAAGAUGCAAGUAGAAGGAAAAGAGAGAAAGAUGACAGCCUUGACCAUAGGAGAAGAGAAGAUCGAGCUAGAUCUCGAGACAGGCCUGAAGAUCACCACUCUUUCCGUCAGAGGGAGAGGGAUAGCAGUUGGCGACAGAGAGAGAGAGAAGACCACCAUAGGGGAGAAAGUGAGGGAAGAUCAGCACAGCUCAGUAGAGAAAGAGAAGAUGCACGGGGCUCAGCAAGGAGCGAUCGUACUAUGGAGGAGAGAGCUUGGGUUGGGGGUUCGAGGGCUAUCAAGGAUGGAUCUAAAUCUAUGGGCUCUGAUAAAGAUCAUCACCUUAAAGAUAAAAGGCGACAUAGUGAGCAACAACCCAAGAUAAGGGAUCGAAUAGAGGAAGACACUUCUACAAGGCGGAGGGGUCGUGAGGAAUCUGCAUAUUCCCGAGAAAGCCACCCAAUUAAUGAGGAAAGGAAUUUCAGGCGUGAGAAGUCGACCACACAAAAUGAGUCGGAGAGUCAGAGGAUGUAUAAGGACAGGUCCAAAGAGAGUAAUACCAGGAAGAUUAAGGAGUCCGAAAGGGUCGAUCAAAAUGAUUUGGCUUCUGUUGCCUCGAAUAAGCACGAUCGAGCUGUUUCACACCGUAAUGAGAAGGUUGCUAGGAGAGAUGUGCCCUACCAAGCAACUAGCAAUGCCUUUACAGGGCGAGGAGAACCUCGAGACCGUAACCACCCCAGGUACUCAUCUACCUCAAAGAAGUCUAGCGAUCAUGAUAGUCAUGUUCGACAAUCUGCAAAGCCUCCAAAACCCUCAGAGGAAGGUGUAUCUGAUGAUGAAAGCUCGAGGAGGGGUCGUUCAAAGCUCGAACGCUGGACAAGUCACAAGGAUAGAGAAGGUAAUCCUCAACCAAAGGCAACCCGCGAGUCUGAGUCAAGCGAGCCUGAAAAAAUUGAGGCAUUGGUUUUCGACCAAGAAGAUCUUGAGAGAGAGGAUGAGCAAGAUGUGAAGAGAGAGAAUGAGAAGCUUCAAUCCUUGGGUGAGGAAGAAAAUAGUAUUGGUUUCGAGAUGAAAGGCACAUCCAAUGAUGAUUGGCUGGUUGUAGACGCAGAUCGAAAUGGAGAAGACCGACAUCUUGAGACUGUUGAGAAGUUGAAGAAGAGGAGCGAACGAUUCAAGCUGCCAAUGCCCGGAGAGAAGGAGUCAAGUCGGAGGGUUGAGAGUGAGGCGGCCAGCCAAAGUGAGCAUGUAGAAAUCAAACAAGAGAGGCCUGCAAGGAAGCGAAGGUGGGUGAGUUGACUAGGUGAACUUGAAUGUUUUCCUUUGGCAGUAAGGCUUGGUGGGUGCUCAUUACAAGAUAAAAGAUGAUGGAGUGCCUAGCAUUGGCUCACUAGGGCCUCCAAUUUCAUUCUUAGAGUUUGUGCUGCCCAUGCUCCCCACCCCUAACUUCUGAUUCGACCUCAUUUGGUGGGGAAAAAGCCCAUGGACCUGUCUUUUGUUUUUGUUUUUAAUUUCCUUUACUCUGAAUAUGACUGUACUGCAGUCUCUCUCUCUCUCAAUCUCAACCAAAAUGAAAUGACUGCUACCCUAUGUUUGAUGUAUGUAUAAUGUACCCUUGAGCACUUGUGUCCAGUGAAAUCACCUAUUGCGGUGGCUGGAGAACUAAGAAAUUUCCGGUUUUCUAGCACUUUGUACUGAACAAGUAGAGUCUCUAAGUGAGAAUAUCAGCCUCUAUAGUGGACAGGUAGGAAUUUCUAUGA
Messenger RNA from Amborella trichopoda, 5090 nucleotides. It is a transcript of the gene FIP1[V], whose product is annotated as FIP1[V]-like protein. Lineage: Eukaryota; Viridiplantae; Streptophyta; Magnoliopsida; Amborellales; Amborellaceae. Gene Ontology annotation, molecular function: RNA binding. The record is from RefSeq and is a predicted model, not a curated record. Gene Ontology annotation, cellular component: nuclear speck. Gene Ontology annotation, biological process: mRNA processing.